Molecule: messenger RNA, 536 nt
Organism: Austrofundulus limnaeus
Lineage: Eukaryota; Metazoa; Chordata; Actinopteri; Cyprinodontiformes; Rivulidae
Gene: smim8
Product: small integral membrane protein 8
Source: RefSeq, a predicted model, not a curated record
GGUAAAGGGAAGGAGAGUUCCGGGGAGAGAGGUUUCCGAACCCCGGGGCUGAGGGGGGCGCAGACCACCACGCUGUUCCGCGCUGUCAACCCUGAACUCUUCAUCAAACCUAACAAGACAGUGAUGGCGUUAGGACUGGUAGCCAUCACUUUGAGCGUGGGUUAUCUGGGCUACAUGCACGCAAUGAAAGAAAACGACCAGCAGCUUUACGAGGCCAUCGACAGUGAAGGAGAGAGAUACAUGAAGAGGAAGACUUCCAGAUGGGACUGAUGGCGUUUCAUUGUGUCAGAGACAGUCGACAUGAAAUAACUUGUCAAGACAGUGACGGGGGGGGGGGAAUCAACUGAUUUCUGAAAAGCUGAAAGCUCUGACCCUGUACAUACAGCAAGCUUUACUGUGUUUAAGUUAAAAUUUAGAYAUUAACAUAUAACAAACAAUAUCAUCAGGUGGACAUUGUCUCAUUCCAUCAAUGGAAAAAGGCAAAUUAUGUCUUUAAAUGUAUGCAAAUGUUUGUACAAUUAAAUGUUUUCAUAUUA